UCGCCUCGCCGUCUGUUGCCCCGGUGAUGAUGACGCUACACAGCUUCAUCAGAUUAGCCAGUCUCACAUUUAGCUAAAAGCGGUGGGAGAUUAUUGAACUUUAUUAAAAUAACCCUUGGCAGUGAUAACCUGCAGUUAUGGCUUCUGUUUUAGAUGCUCUCUGGGAAGACAGGGAUGUUAGAUUCGAUAUAACAGCGCAGCAGAUGAAAACUCGUCCUGGAGAGGUGCUGAUAGAUUGCCUGGACUCAAUUGAAGACACGAAAGGAAACAACGGAGACCGAGGACGACUCUUGGUAACAAAUCUGAGAAUCAUUUGGCAUUCUCUGGCCCUGCCAAGAGUCAAUUUAUCUGUGGGUUACAACACCAUCAUUAACAUCACAACAAGGACAGCUAACUCAAAACUACGAGGCCAAACCGAAGCUCUCUACAUCUUAACAAAGUCCAACAACACAAGAUUUGAGUUCAUAUUUACAAAUGUGGUUCCAGGAAGUCCAAGACUCUUUACUUCUGUCAUUGCUGUACACAGGGCUUAUGAGACUUCUAAAAUGUACCGGGACCUGAAAUUGCGAGCUGCUCUUAUUCAAAAUAAGCAGCUUCGACUCCUGCCCCGGGAACAAGUGUAUGAUAAAAUUAAUGGAGUUUGGAAUUUAUCCAGUGAUCAGGGUAACCUUGGAACCUUCUUUAUUACCAACGUACGGAUUGUGUGGCAUGCUAAUAUGAAUGAGAGCUUCAAUGUCAGCAUUCCUUACCUCCAGAUUUGGUCGAUCAGAAUAAGAGACUCAAAGUUUGGUUUGGCUUUGGUCAUUGAGAGUUCCCGCCAGAGCGGAGGUUACGUGCUGGGGUUUAAGAUUGAUCCAGUUGACAAGCUUCAGGAUGCACUCAAGGAAAUUAAUUCCUUGCACAAGGUAUACUCUGCCAACCCCAUCUUUGGAGUGGACUACGAAAUGGAAGAAAAGCCCCAGCCAUUGGAAGAGCUCACAGUGGAACAGCCUCCUGAUGAUGUGGAAAUUGAGCCUGACGAGCAGACUGAUGCUUUCACUGCCUACUUUGCUGAUGGCAAUAAGCAACAAGACCGCGAGCCGGUUUUCUCAGAGGAACUCGGCCUCGCCAUUGAAAAGCUGAAGGAUGGAUUUACGCUUCAAGGACUGUGGGAAGUAAUGGGCUGAAAUAACACAGUACAUGUGCUUACUUUAUAUACGUAUUGUGUUUAUAAAGACAACAAGUAUGCUUAUUUAUAGGUCAAGUUAAAAGGUGUACAGUUUACUCCAGUAAAUUUAAAGUUGUAUUUUUUUGUGUUGAUUGAAUAAAACAUUUGUAUAGUGACAGGAAUGUAAAAUAAAAAAGUAGAUGUUGUGGAGCAAUUCAUUAAAAAAACAUCUCAUUAAUACUUCAUCAAAUAGCUACAGUAGCUUUGUACUGUGUCUCAUUUUUACUGUAUGUAGAAGGAACACAAUGAUCUCAGGCUAAACCCAAACUAUUUAAAAAAUGCUAAAAGAGGACGAACUGUCACCCGCUGAGGCAGCAGCUGUUCACUGACCCUGUCUGCUUGUCAGGUAACGCCUCUGUGAAUGUCCUGAACAUAAAUACUGAAUCCCUCACUGUUGGGAAGUGGUCAUUACUAUCAUGAGCUGUGACUCAUUCAACACGUAGAUGUCGCCAGAAGCUGUAGCAGAUGCCAGACACGUGUAAAUACAUAAAAUAUGUGUGAAAAAGGGUUGAAAAAUCUGCUGUUUUUUGUGAAAACUAUGUGUUUUAUUCUAUCAGAAAGAAAAGGCUAAAUUAAAUGAAUAAAUCAAGUUA
Acanthochromis polyacanthus (spiny chromis) is the source of this 1800-nucleotide messenger RNA. RefSeq names its product Bardet-Biedl syndrome 5 (gene bbs5). NCBI's taxonomy places the organism in Eukaryota, Metazoa, Chordata, Actinopteri, Pomacentridae. Gene Ontology annotation, cellular component: ciliary basal body; BBSome. Gene Ontology annotation, biological process: intracellular transport; cilium assembly. Bases 138 to 1166 code for a protein of 342 amino acids. The record is from RefSeq and is a predicted model, not a curated record. The transcript has 12 exons. Gene Ontology annotation, molecular function: phosphatidylinositol-3-phosphate binding.